ACUGAGGGAGGAGAGCUGAGGUGCGGGUGAAGAUUUCUGUGACAACAGACUUGAGGCAGAGUGAGACAGAGCUGAGGUACAAGCAAUGUUAUAUUGCAUGGAGCAGCCUGACUUUUCCUGAGGAUGUCCUAAAAUGGUUUCCGUACAAGCAUAUACUGAAGCUGCAACAAGCUCUGCUGUGUGUGUUAGUUGCGGACUGCUGACAGUCCGCAUGAAAAUGGGUUUAAUAUAAAUGGCUUUCCAACAAGCAGGAGGCCAGGUGGAUCACAUUUCUACUUUCUACUAACUCCACCGUGAUGUAUCUGACUAUCUGGUUGUGCAGAAGAACACAAAGACUGAAGAAGUCCUGAAGAUUGAUGGAGGGCCAUGCUAUUCAAACAGCAGGCGUUGCUGAGACAGAAGCUCUUUGUUCUAGGCAGUCUUGCUGUUGGAAGCCUCCUGUAUCUAGUUGCCAGAGUUGGGAGCUUGGAUAGACUGCCACCGAUAUGUCCAGUUGAAGGGAGAUUUGGAUCACAUAGCCAGGAUGCAAUCACUCUCAGAGCUAUGCAGUUUAAGAGAGGACUCCUCCAUGAAUUUCGGAAAGGCAAUGCCACUAAAGAGCAAAUCCGACUUCACAAUUUGGUUCAGCAGCUUCCAAAGGCCAUUAUCAUUGGGGUGCGAAAAGGAGGAACCAGAGCACUACUGGAGAUGUUAAAUUUACAUCCUGCUGUGGUCAAGGCAUCCCAAGAAAUUCAUUUUUUUGAUAAUGAUGAAAACUACGCAAAAGGAAUUGAAUGGUACAGGAAAAAAAUGCCCUUUUCCCAUCCGCACCAAAUAACAAUUGAGAAGAGCCCAGCAUACUUCAUAACAGAUGAGGUCCCUGAAAGGAUUUACAAAAUGAACUCUUCAAUUAAGUUGCUCAUCAUUGUUAGAGAACCAACAACCAGAGCUAUUUCUGACUACACCCAGGUGCUAGAGGGAAAGGAAAGGAAAAAUAAAACCUACUAUAAAUUUGAGAAAAUGGCCGUGGAUUCUAACACCUAUGAGGUGAACACCAAGUACAAGGCUGUGAGGACCAGUAUCUACACCAAACAUUUAGAAAGAUGGUUGAAAUAUUUUCCCAUCGAACAGUUCCACAUUGUAGAUGGGGAUCGACUUAUCACAGAGCCAUUGCCAGAGCUUCAGUUGGUGGAAAAAUUUCUCAAUCUUCCACCCAGGAUAAGUCAAUACAACCUGUACUUUAAUUCGACCAGAGGGUUUUACUGCUUGCGAUUUAACAUUGUCUUCAACAAGUGCCUGGCAGGCAGCAAGGGUCGUAUACAUCCGGAAGUCGAUCCCUCGGUCAUUACCAAAUUGCACAAAUUCUUUCAUCCUUUUAAUCAAAAGUUUUACCAGAUCACUGGAAGGACAUUUAAUUGGCCAUAGUUACUAUUGUCUACAACACCAUGUGUUGCACACUGCUUUCUGUAAUGUAAUCGGAUGAUUAUGCACUUUUCCUGGGAUAUCUUUCCUGUUGCUAAUGUUAUUUUAUUUGUUGCAUAUAUAUUGAUUAUAUAUAAAUAUACAUAGAUAUGUGUGACCAAAUAAAGGAAGGGAUCAAUUUUCCUUUUCUACUGAGAAGUAAAUAGACCUGUAGUAUAAGCAUUACAAUAGUUCUUCACAGUGGCGUAACUAACUAGCCAAAGCCGGGCCUGAGCGCAUGAUGUGAACCCGGGUCCAUCCCUUUUCCCUCAGAACCUGCGCCCACCACCCUCUGGACACAGGCUGUGAAAAGAAUUCCCCUGCCCUAUUGCCCAUGAUAUGCUUAUUGUGAUGCAAUGGGCCCCAAGGGGUAUUCACCCCAGUAGUUACGCCACUGGUCCUUCAUACCUUCCCUUUUAACAUGAGUAUAGUUAUAAAUAUUUAUUUUAUGUUCACGGUGAAUUCAACAAACAACAUCAACUGUAACUGAUUAUGCAACACUGGUCAAACCUAUUUGUGCGUUUUGGUUUAAUAUGCUAGCCACACAUUAAAUAAUGUCAGCUUAGCAAUUAAGAAAGCCAUAAGUGGGUUUACUUUUGGAAUAUCUGAUAUUCGGCCUGCAUGGCAUAUGCUUGGGCCACAUACAGUCAUAUGAAAAAGUUUGGGAACCCCUCUUAAUUCUUUGGAGUUUUGUUUAUCAUUGGCUGAGCUUUC
This is a messenger RNA of Xenopus laevis (African clawed frog), 2154 nucleotides long. It is a transcript of the gene hs3st5.L, whose product is annotated as heparan sulfate-glucosamine 3-sulfotransferase 5 L homeolog. NCBI's taxonomy places the organism in Eukaryota, Metazoa, Chordata, Amphibia, Anura, Pipidae. Gene Ontology annotation, cellular component: Golgi membrane. The coding region runs from base 367 to 1404 and encodes 345 amino acids. Gene Ontology annotation, molecular function: [heparan sulfate]-glucosamine 3-sulfotransferase activity; sulfotransferase activity. The transcript has 4 exons. The record is from RefSeq and is a predicted model, not a curated record.